AUGAAGAAGUCCGUUGUCCGUGUACGGUUUUGUUGUAAGUGGAUGUAUUUGGCUAUGCUUAUUUUGCUAGCCAUCUUGAUUGGUCUCGAACUCCAUGUAUACGCGGAACUAAGGGCAAAAACUCUAGUACACAAAUCGGGACGAGGCCGACGCCACAGAGAGAUUGUUCGGACGAGUCAUCGUUUAAAACGAAGAACUUUCGUAUCAAAGGAAUUGGAAAAAGAAUUUGCCACUGGUGGAAAUAAGGACAAGAAGACGAAGAAAAGGUUAUUUCGUUCACGUCAAAGAGUGGAAGAAACCAUUGAAUUAAUCCAAGAUAGGAUGAAAAAUGGAAAAGGAGAUUCCAUUUAUUGUGAUGGAAAUUUAGAAGUGUUUAAUCUGGACAUGGUCUACAUGAAAAAUGUGCUUGUAGAUGCACGUCAACAGAAGAGUAAACCAAAUGGAGGCGAAGAUGUAAAAGAGGUUAUGGGUCAGUCUGAAAGUGUGGAAGAAGUUACAUUAAAACCGGGAUUUUUCCGAAUUCCUUGUGCAUCAACACCGUUACUGAAAUUUUCCACGAAGUCAUAUUUUUCGAAGUGGUACCUUACAGUUUCCGAAAGAGAAACUGAAAUCCCUCCAAAAUCCACCCAUAUAUCUAAUUUUACCGUUUUAAUCAAAAGAGGAGACUACGCCAAUAUGUACUGGACGUUAAUAGAAUUAUACAACACCUAUCUGUCUAUACGCUUAUUCGGCAAAGAUCCAAAAGAAACUACUGUCGUUUUUGUUGACGCACAUCCAUUAGGGAAGCUAGAAGAUCUCUGGACUCUAUUGUUCGGAAAAGUUAUUCGAGUACGGAGCAUGCGCGGUGAUAUAUUUAUAAAAGAAGUUGUCUGGGUGAUUCCUUUAUCAGCUUCGCCGAUUGGCCAAGCCAUUCAAAGUCUUCCCUUUCUACGUGAUUUUAAAAGUGCACUUUAUAAAGCUGCUGGGAUUGAUUCUAUUGUUCCUGUAUGUGAUAAAGGAAUUAGCAACACUAUUAUUACACUAAUUCUAAGACACGAUUACGUUGCACACCCACGAAACCCAUCAGGGACUAUUAAAAGGAAAAUACAAAAUGAGAAAGAGCUUAUUAAACACUUAGAUACAAAGUUUCCAGGAGGCCGUUUAAAUGCUGUUCAAUUGGAUAAAUUCUCUAUCAAGGAUCAAAUUCUAAUUAUAUACAACACUUCAGUUUUGAUAGGAGUGCACGGUGCUGGUUUGGCGUACACUCUGCUUUUGCGUCCGGGUGCUACCAUGCUUGAAAUGUUUCCAGCGAGCUACAAAAAAAUGCCGAACAAUCAUUUUCAACAGUUUGCGGAGUGGGGAGGGAGUUGGUAUGAAAGGUGGUUCAGUAAGGAUAAAUCACGCUCGAAUAACGAGUGGAUUAAAAUUCCAGUGGAAGUGCCUGAAAAUAUCAUUCAUCAAUCCCUAAAUCAGAUGUGCAAUAUGACAUCGCCAUAA
Messenger RNA from Ylistrum balloti, 1476 nucleotides. RefSeq lists its product as uncharacterized. The transcript has a single exon. The coding region runs from base 1 to 1476 and encodes 491 amino acids. Gene Ontology annotation, cellular component: endoplasmic reticulum lumen. The record is from RefSeq and is a predicted model, not a curated record. Lineage: Eukaryota; Metazoa; Mollusca; Bivalvia; Pectinida; Pectinidae. Gene Ontology annotation, molecular function: protein N-acetylglucosaminyltransferase activity.